This is a messenger RNA of Cryptosporidium muris RN66, 672 nucleotides long. RefSeq lists its product as uncharacterized. The transcript has a single exon. Lineage: Eukaryota; Apicomplexa; Conoidasida; Eucoccidiorida; Cryptosporidiidae. The coding region runs from base 1 to 672 and encodes 223 amino acids. The record is from RefSeq and is a predicted model, not a curated record.
AUGAAACUUUAUAAAAUUAUUAUAAUUCUAAUAUAUCAAGUAAUUAAUAGAGAUACUUGUUUAGCUUGGAUUUUAUAUUUUGAUAUUAUACCAAGCUCAACAAAUCAAGAUCCAUCUUUAUCUAUAGAAUCUUGUAAUAUAUAUUACUGGACAAAAAUAAAUACUUCAUGUUUUGAAGGAUGUUGUAUAACUGGAAAUUUAAAAUAUGGUAUAAAUUUUAUUACUAAUAGAGAUAUAGGUACUUAUAAAAUCUCAGAUUUUAAAAUAGAUUCGAUUUCAAUUAAUUGUAGAUUAUUAUCCUUUACUAAAUUUAAUAGAAAAAUAUCAAUUAAUUCUUGGGUACCUACAGAUAUAUGUAUAUUAAAUGAUAAUAUUUGGGAAUCUAUUUUAAAUUUAGAAAAAUCAUCUAAUACUAAGAUGUCAUCAUUACCUGCUACUUUAACUAUAGGCUCACAAUCUUCAUAUUUAUUUAAUGAAGAUAAUCUAUAUAUUGGUGCAUAUUAUAUAGAAUCAACAAUAAAGAAACUUAAUAUAUUAAAGAUAGUUAUAACAUACUUUCUAUAUGGUUUUAUAAUAGAUAUUAUACUUAUUUUUAUAUUAAUAACUAAUUUUACAGUAUUAAAGUUUAGAUUAAACAAAUUAGAAAAACAAAGAUUAAAGAAACUGAAAUAA